This is a messenger RNA of Saccoglossus kowalevskii, 1185 nucleotides long. RefSeq lists its product as uncharacterized. NCBI's taxonomy places the organism in Eukaryota, Metazoa, Hemichordata, Enteropneusta, Harrimaniidae. The record is from RefSeq and is a predicted model, not a curated record.
AUGUUAUACUACGUACGCAAACGAGAAGGUAAAACACGUAACCGUGAUAUCUGUUUCAUGAGUGUGUUAAUCUCUGUUUCACUGCUUAUACUUGUUACGUGUGUCGGUGUAACUGUGUACCAGUACGUUCAACUACACAACUUCCGUGUACAACAAGAAGAGCAGCAUGCCCAACUCAAACUUCUACUUGAUGGAAUCGCCGAACUACGGACAAGACUACAUAAUCUGGAAGUUUAUAUAGAAAUCGGUGAUGGAAAAACAACAAGAUCUUCGUCCGGGAAACUUAUUGCCAAGCGUGAUGCAUAUGAGCAGGACGACGAAAGACGAGGUGCAUGUUCUGUAAAUUAUAUCGCUAUACCAGGGCCAGCUGGGAUGCCAGGAAUUCCUGGCCUAAUGGGCGUCCAGGGACCAGCAGGGCGCGAUGGGCUCCCAGGCCCACGUGGUGAUAUAGGUGGAGAUGGGCUCCCGGGUCCACCAGGUGAGCCAGGGCAGCCCGGAGCUGAGGGACAACCAGGAAAGGCGGGACCAGUUGGUCCCACUGGUCCAAAGGGAGAAUCUGGUGACGCCGGUGGGCUGAGACCUUCUGUGGAGGAAAGUGAUAGCGUGACAAUAGCAAACGAACGAUGGGCCAACAGAACCACUGGAGUAGUGUAUGUGAGGUGGGGCAAGAACACUUGUUCUGAUUCCUCCGAGCUUGUCUAUGAAGGUAUAAUUGGAAAUAGUUGGUUUGAGCAUACUGGUAGUGGGAGCAAUUAUCAAUGUCUUCCAUUAAACCCUAUAUAUGAUUCUCCAGUGAGUGGAACACAGAGCAAGGGACUGAUAUAUGGAGCUGAGUACGAGACGCAAGGAUUCCCUCCGUUGGCACAAGUGGCAGACCAUGAUCCAGUGUGUGCUGUAUGUAGAGUCCGUUCUCGUGGUACCGUCUUGAUGAUCCCUGCUCGUAAUCAGUGUCCUUCAACCGAAUGGACCAGAGAAUAUUAUGGGUAUUUGAUGUCAGAGCACCACGGGCAUAAACGUACUGAAUACAUAUGUGUUGAUCACCAAGCCGACGGCCGUACAGGAACACACCACAGUCUCAACGGAGCCUUGUUAUACCCCGUAGAAGGACGAUGCGAUGCUGGUAGUCUUCCAUGUGGCCCGUAUGUUAAUGGUUACGAGUUGACGUGCGCUGUUUGUACGGUAUAA